GAGGUGGAGGAAAAAUCUGGAGAAAUUUGUCUGUUGUGGUCACGAUCUCUGCACUUGGAGUCCUCCCCUCCAAUGGACAAAACCCAAUCGAUUACAUUAUUUUCAGAUCGUGAAGUCUAUCCGUACUCAGCAAAAAAUUCCGCCUGAAAACUUUAAUAAUUUGGUGCCAUGUCUACAAGUUUGCCCCUCUCCGUUACUUCUUCGUCAGCUUUGAGCGGCCUCCUAAAUUCUUGUCCAAGACCCAGCAAUCGUCACUCGAUCUCAAGACCCACCCUUGCUUCACUGCAUCGAAACAGCUUCAAAUUGAAGCCUACCGGAGAAAAGUUGUCUUUUUUCGAAGUGGGAAGAGUUCAAAAUGGGGUCUUGGUGAAGGAGGGGGAGAAAUUGAAGAGGAGCACGAGGGUGGUUGUCGUGAGGUUUAACCGAGGUUUCGGCUUUAAUGGCGGCGGGGGCGGCGGAGGGAGAGACGACGGAGCCACCGGGAGGGUUGUGGGUAAUCUUGUUUUGGCCAUUGGCUUGGCUUAUCUCUCCAUGACCGGACAACUUGGUUGGGUUUUGGAUGCAAUUGUUUCCAUCUGGCUUCUUGUCGUGCUGAUACCAAUUGUCGGUUUGGGGGCAUUUUUGUGGUGGGCAGGACGAGAUAUAGUACAAAGCAGUUGUCCAAACUGUGGGAACGAUUUUCAGAUUUUCAAAUCUACUUUGAAUGAUGAACUACAAUUAUGCCCCUUUUGCAGUCAACCUUUCUCUGUUGUGGACAACAAGUUUGUCCGGGAAUCAGUGACGUUUUCCAACCAAUUUUCAUCAAAAGGAGAAGCAGCCAGUGAGUUCUAUCCUCGACCCAAGAAAGGAAAGAAUACUCCUACAGCAGUUGUAGAUGUUGAAGCGGAAGUGAAGGAUGCCGAUUGAGGCCUCCGGCGCCAAUUUUCCAUCAUGUAUACUUUUGAACAUAUCAAAUUUGAGAUCCCGACUGCGAGCGAGGAUGGCCCGUGGUGGAGAGAAGUAGAGUCGAACUUGACAAAGUAACUGUUAUCUUUCGCCUUCUCCAUAGAUGAGUCGGAUCAUGCUCCAGCAUAGCGUACCUGCAUAUGAGUCUCUAUCUCUGAGCUAUGGAUCGAAUGUAAUCUUCAUUA
Syzygium oleosum is the source of this 1130-nucleotide messenger RNA. RefSeq lists its product as uncharacterized. The transcript is spliced from 7 exons. The record is from RefSeq and is a predicted model, not a curated record. NCBI's taxonomy places the organism in Eukaryota, Viridiplantae, Streptophyta, Magnoliopsida, Myrtales, Myrtaceae. Bases 169 to 906 code for a protein of 245 amino acids.